This is a messenger RNA of Erythranthe guttata (spotted monkey flower), 2008 nucleotides long. It is a transcript of the gene SDN3, whose product is annotated as small RNA degrading nuclease 3. Lineage: Eukaryota; Viridiplantae; Streptophyta; Magnoliopsida; Lamiales; Phrymaceae. Gene Ontology annotation, cellular component: nucleus. The record is from RefSeq and is a predicted model, not a curated record. Gene Ontology annotation, molecular function: nucleic acid binding; exonuclease activity.
UAAUAAACCCUAGCCCCUCUUUCAUCUCUUAUUGCAUAAACCCUAAUUUCAACGGGGACGACAACUCUCAGUCUCUCGUUCAAUUUCCGGCGCAAAUUAUUCACUGAUUUGUUUUUCAACCCAGAAAAAUGGAAGAUUUAAUCGCCUCCGCGAAGAAAGAGGUAUUGAUUGAAAUGGUUAAAUUGGCGCAAAAGAGAGGAAUGUCUGGAAGCAAAGGUACCUGGAAAGAUUUUUUGAAAUCUUAUGAUAGUAAGUUCGGGUCUAGCUUGAGUGACCCGGCCCGGAGGUCUGUUGAGUCCUUGCAUGAAUUUUUGAAGUCUUUCACCAAAGAUGAUGAUUUGAGGUUCUUUGAGAAAGUAUUGCAAUGUUAUUCCAACCGUGAUGAGGUGGAGCAAAUUAAGAAAAGCUCUCCUGAUAAUGAAACUGCCGAACAGAAAUUAGUCCGCUUGACUUACGAGAAUCCCAUGUACCCUGUUGAGUAUUCGUUCCCCUCGUACGAAGAUGAAUGGUUGACUAUAAAACCCCGUAAAAAGUCUAAGGCCAUGAAGUCUACGGAAAUAAUUGCUAUUGAUUGUGAGAUGGUUCUCUGUGAAGAUGGCAGUGAAGCUUUGGUGAAGGUGUGCGCUGUAGACCGUAAUUUACAGGUUAAACUUGAUCGAGUUGUAAACCCGAAUAAAGCAAUUGCAGAUUAUCGAACGGAGAUAACUGGAAUCUCUGCAGAAGAUUUAGAGGGAGUGACAUAUUCUUUGAAAGAUGUGCAGAAAUCUUUGAAGAAGUUGUUAUCACAUGGUGCCAUUUUGGCUGGCCAUAGUCUCAAUAACGAUCUUUUAGCAAUGAAGGUGGACCACAAAAGAGUGAUCGACACAUCUUAUGUCUUCAAGUAUGCAAAUAUGCCAAUCAACAAGAAAGCUUCUCUGAGUUUGUUGUGUAAGGCUAUGUUAGGUUAUGAGCUGAGGAAAACAGGAAGUCCGCACAACUGUCUUGAUGAUGCAUGUGCUGCAAUGAAGCUCGUGUUGGCCCUAUUAGAGGGAAAAAUUGACGAAGUCAUAGCUGAAAAGUUUAAAGAACCGGAAAUGGCAAAGUUGCUUGUACACAGAAUCCCCGCCAAUUUUGAUAGCAGUGACUUGAAGAGUAUUAUUUCUGGGAAUUUCUCUAUUGAAACGAAGAUGGAUAAAAUAAUAAAAAAUUCUACCUACAAGGCGUAUGCGAUAUUCAAAAAUUAUCAAGAAGCAUUCGAUGCUUUUGAUAAUCUUAAAGGUGACUUGGAAAAGGAUUCAUGUGGGCGGCCACAAAAGAUUGUAACGUUUAAUCUUGACUCGGGAUUAACCGGCACUCUCUGUGUUUGUAAAAUUUACUCCGAGGAUUAUGUUGGAGGAAAAUUGACGAGAAAGAGGUUAAUUGAAGACGAUGCUUCUGGUGAAACAAAGAAGUUGAAAACAGACCAAAAUCCGGAGCCAGUUGAGGAACGUGAAACGCAUUUGAAAGAGAUUGACAGGUUGAAGCAAGAGCUAUGUGAAACACAUUUGAAAGAGAUUGAAAGAUUGAAGAAAGAGCUUAGUGAAAGAGACGCGCAAAUUUCAAUCUUGACCAAAUUAAAUGUCGCACUUGCUAGGAAACAAGGACUCUGAGCCACUCGCAUGAACAACUGCCGUGGCUGUUUUAUUAAACAAGGAUGAAACGGUAAUCUUGUGGGAAACGUGUUUGAUUAACCGAAGAAGUCUUUUUUUCCCCCAUGAAAAUCCUGGAAGAAGAAAGAUGUAUACAGGUGGACUGAUGAAGAUGGAGGCUGUAUUAUUGUAUUUUUAAAAACUUCAUUCUAUUUUAUUUUUCGAGAAUUUUGUUGUGUUAUUUGGAUGCAUUUUUUAUUUGUUGUGUUAUUUGGAUGCAUUUUUUAACAUAAUUUAUACGAUAGGAUAUUCUGUCUUAUUUGUUAAGGAUUUACGACAUCUUUGUCGAGCUUCUAGACUUUCUAUCUUGAGGCAUGAAUUUUCAGAAUUUGUAGCUUCAA